Oikopleura dioica is the source of this 4242-nucleotide messenger RNA. NCBI's taxonomy places the organism in Eukaryota, Metazoa, Chordata, Appendicularia, Copelata, Oikopleuridae. The record is from the annotation of a GenBank genome assembly.
AUGAGAUUUUUGCUUUUAUAUUUUUCGGAGGCAUUAGCUGUCUACAAAUGGUCGAACACUAAUCAGCAAAGAAACAAAUAUGAUAAUUCGUAUAAUGAGCAAAGCUCAAAUACUGGAAUGAGCAACUUCAACACAGGAGGAUAUGGAAACACUGGAGACUACGGAAAUCAAAAUCGUUAUGGAGAGAGUAACUUUCAAGACUACGGAAACGGCAAUCGGGGUCCUUUUCAAGGUUCGCAAGGCAAUGGCUAUCGCCCGUCUGGCGAUUCCUACGGAAAUGUCGAUUCAUAUAGCUCAUCCGCAGAGUAUGACAGAAAUAUACAGACUGCAAAUCAAGGGAGAAAUAAUUUUGAUUACUAUGGUAGUCAAGAAAAUACUCGUGGCCGUUCCUUUGGAGAAUAUGAUUACGAAAGCAAUCGAGGAUCGUUUUCGAAUUCAGGCUAUAACGAUAGACAGCCGACCAUACCGCCCUCUAAAAAUCCGACGCUUCUACUUGAGCGGAUUCUACAGGGUUAUGAUAAUAAAAUACGCCCGAACGAUAAACAGCGGCCUUCAAACAUUUCGAUUAAUAUUUUUGUCAAUUCAAUGGACUCGAUCGCCGAAACAACGAUGGACUAUCGCUUGAAUGUUUUUCUCCGUAUGCGGUGGAAUGAUCCUCGCUUACGUUACGAUGGGCUUUUUGAUGAUGACUCCCUUGUCGUGCAUCCCUCUAUUCUCCAACGCUUCUGGCUUCCUGAUUUGUUUUUCGCCAACGAGAAGAAAGCCAACUUUCAUAAAGUCACUCAAGAUAACAAGCUAGUCAGGGUCUACAAAAAUGGUGACAUUUACGUUUCAAUAAGAAUAACACUAACACUGGCUUGCUACAUGGAUCUUUUGAUCUUCCCGAUGGAUCUGCAGCAAUGCAAUAUAGAACCCAACUGUGACAAAGUUUACAAUACUGGUACUUUCACUUGCUUAAAAGGAAUUCUUGUUUUGAAACGUGAAAUGGGUUACUAUCUUAUUCAAUUAUAUGUUCCAUCGCUGCUCAUCGUUGUCCUAAGCUGGGUUUCCUUUUGGAUCAAUAUUGAGGCAGCCCCUGCGCGCACAGCUCUAGGCAUCACUACUGUCCUUACAAUUACGACACAGACGUCAGGAGCAUCCAGUUCAUUGCCGAAGGUGUCGUAUAUAAAAGCUAUAGACAUUUGGAUGUCUUUCUGCAUGCUUUUCGUUUUUGCGGCUCUAUUAGAAUAUGCUGCGGUCAAUUUCAUCUCACGUCAGAAAACUGGCUUUCUCGAAAUUCUCCAAAAGAAGCGGAUUGAACGAAGAACUUUACCUGUUUCGGGCCCGUAUGGUUCUUCCUUCAUGGGAUUCGGCCAAGAUAUGCCUCAGUCAAUUUCACAGUCGCAACUUCUUCCGCUUUCUAACUACGCAUCGCUUAGUAGAAGAAGCAUACCUAUGAUGGAUGUCAGUACUCCAGUUGCUGUGCCAAAGAACACAACCCUUAAUGAAAAAGAGCUGGCGUUGGGAGCAACAUUUUACAAAGAUGUAAUCACCCGAAAAAGAUCAAUGCUUAAAUUCAUGUCACUUGCUGCCAAAUCUGGACGAACAGAGAUCGCACGCCAGACAAUCAAGAAGAUAUUGCCUAACAUCGAUAGUUGGAAUUAUGUUGAAAUGCUGAGUUUCCCGGGGCUUGUUGAGAAUAUACAAGGACGACAAGUAUCGCUGAAGAUUUCCCCGUUGAAAAUUAGAGCGCUUUACAAAUACGUUAAGCAUGUUGCUAUACCUGAUUUGGAAGUGCGACCUAAAUCAGAAGACAAGGGCAUUCAAAUUAUCACGCGGUUGUGUGACGAUUUGAAACCUCUGAAAAACAGAUUGAAGGAUUUGCGCGACCGGGAACGUAUGUCCGACGACGAAAGAAUAGUAUUAGCGAUGACUUACUGUAGGCAGGCAGAAAUGAGGAGAACGACUGUUCCUCAGCCGAAUCAAAUUCCGAUUCUGACGAAGAGAGUGAGUGAGAUCAAAGACCUGUACAUGACAGCCAUCGACGCCCUCAAUAAAAAAGAUGCGCAAAGCCGUGAGUUCAUCAAAAGACGAUAUAAAGCAGUUCAUUCGUAUGCCAAUUUCGCUCUGGAUUCUGUCCGUCGCAUUCGAGAAGGGGACGCGCUUACAGUUAGACAGCUUCAACUCCAACGGGAAAAUUCAAGUCAAGACGAUCAGGAAAAAGCAGCGGAACUAUUCAAGCAGAUUCGAUCACCGAUUUACAAAGAAAUCGCGAACUUCUCCGUGGAUGCUCUCAAAUAUUUCUACGAGUCUGUGAAGCUCUCACAAAAAUCAGUGCUACAGGAUAUGCUUCGUAUAUUGAAUAUCAUGGCUGAAAUCAACAAGGACCUUGAAGACGCAGAGACGUCUGAAUUUAUGCACGCGAGUGAAGGACGGUUAUUAGAGACUAUUCGAAACGAACCGCUCUCUUGCGAUCCAGAGCGUUGGCUAAAAGUUGUUCCACAGCUAAUCGCCAUCAUGGAUAUGAAGAAAGUUGAUAACAUUCCAGAAAUUCUCUCGCAUAUUGGAGAAAAGCAUGCUCAAGGGAUACUUUGGUCGCUCAUUUAUGCCCAGAAAAAUGCGACCCAAGAAAACGAACGUCAAAGCGAUCUCGCCAAAAGUAUCAUUAACCGCAUUCGUGAUCAUUCGAAGAAUCUCGUUAAAGAAGCUGAAAUGAUUUCAACGGAGCUUGUUUCGGUAGCGAUGUUGUGGAUUGAUCAGUGGAAUGAAGCUUUGGAAGACAUCUUACAAAAGUUCUAUUGUCAACAGAACAACCAGGAGCUCGACAGGCGUCAAAAGAUUGAAUACAUAAAGCGACGAAUGCGCGGUCUUCAUGAGAUGGUUCUAAAUACGCAGCAAACUAGAAAUCUUUCUGAAGUGGAGUUCAAAAGCACUUUCCACGAGAACAUCACCAGUGCAGAUCGUCAUCUCAGACGACUUUUGAAUGGAGAUGAAACAGAAAAUGAUCUUGAAGAUCUAAUGAGGAAGUAUCAGGAAAUUAAACGAAAGAUAAAGGAUAAAGCGAGCGGCAUGACGAAGUUGGAUUUGAAAAAGGUCUCAACAAAACUACUGGAAGUCAAAGAUAUGGAGCUGGCAAUACCGGGAACAUAUCAGCCAGGAAUGGAUCUCGUCAGAAUCCAUUCUGUCGCUUCUGAAAUUGAAAUUCUCAAAUCGAAGCAGAAACCUAGGAAAAUAUUUAUCAAUGGCUCUGACGGCCAGCGUCACCAAUUCUUGCUCAAAGGGAAGGAGGACUUGCGACUCGAUGAGCGCGUGAUGCAGUUAUUCGACCUUAUGAAUAGUUUGAUCAAGAUGAACAAUAAUUUGAGAAAGAAAGACAUCGAAGUUAUAAAAUACUCAAUUAUCCCUAUGACUAAUGAGAACGGUCUUCAAAGUGGUCUCGUCCGAUGGAUAGACAACUCUGAGACAAUCAAUGAAUUGCUCAAGUGGAUCCGUCAAAAACGAUUAAACGUUACACCUCAUCCAGAAAAGGAGCAUGAAAAAGAAAGAUUACCUCAAGAUUCUGCGAUUCAAAACUGUUCAAUUCUCCAAAAAGUUGAAAUGUUCCAAUACGUUCAAAAGGUCACUGAAGACCGAGGGUACGAUCUAGCGCGAAUUCUAUGGCUCCAGUCGGCGUCUGCUGACAUUUGGUUUGAGCGCAGGACGAACUUUGUCUGUUCCCUGGCCAUGAUGAGUAUGGUCGGAUACAUACUAGGAUUAGGCGAUCGACACGUGAGCAACAUUCUGAUCAUCACUACUUCUGGAAAGAUUGCGCAUAUUGAUUUCGGCGAUUCUUUUGAAAACGCCAUGAAGCGAGAACAUGUGCCGGAAAAAGUGCCAUUCCGACUGACAAGAAUGCUGGUUAAUGCGAUGGAAGUAACGGGCGUCGACGGAACAUUUAAGAAAAUCUGCCUCGAGAGCAUGGACAUGUGCAGGUCAAAUAAAGAGUCCAUUCUGGCUGUUCUGGAAGCCUUCAUUAACGACCCCGUCGUCGCUGAAAGUCAGCAUCGCCGGGUCCAAAAGCAUGGUCAAAUAUCGGUGGAAGCCGAUGACGCGAAAGUAAAGAUUCAAAGGGUAACCGCAAAGUUAGAGGGAAAAGACUUCAACGAAGUAGACGAAAAUACGAAUACUCUCUCGGUGAAAGAUCAGGUUGACAGGCUUAUCUACGAAGCGCGUAAUAUUGAAAACUUAUGUCAGCAUUAUACCGGAUGGUGCAUUUACUGGUGA